CUCAGCCCCGGGCUGCGGGAGCGGGACACCGCGGCGGCGGCUGCAGGACGAGCCCAGGGGGGGAAAUACCGCCCCUGCCCCGCGCUCUGCCUCCGCCCAGCGUCGCACCCCCCCCACACACCCCCCCGGGACCCGUGAGGACUCGCCUCGGUAACGUGUCACGAUGUCUGACCGGAAGGCAGUGAUCAAGAACGCAGACAUGUCUGAGGACAUGCAACAAGAUGCUGUUGACUGCGCCACACAGGCCAUGGAGAAGUACAACAUAGAGAAGGACAUUGCUGCCUAUAUCAAGAAGGAAUUUGACAAGAAAUAUAAUCCUACCUGGCAUUGUAUCGUGGGCCGAAAUUUUGGCAGCUAUGUCACACACGAGACAAAGCACUUCAUCUAUUUUUACUUGGGUCAAGUUGCAAUCCUCCUCUUCAAGUCAGGCUAGGUGGCCACGGUGAAGGUGUCAGUGGCGGCGGCAGCGAUGGCAAGCAGGCGGCGUUGCUGGGACUGUUUUGCACUGGGGCCAGCAUCGGGAUGUCCUCUCCAAUGGCUGUGCUACUGCAUGGACUCUACACUCGAUUUCAUGUGUGUCGCAGUAAACAAAACCAAACUUC
Jaculus jaculus (lesser Egyptian jerboa) is the source of this 602-nucleotide messenger RNA. It is a transcript of the gene Dynll2, whose product is annotated as dynein light chain LC8-type 2. Gene Ontology annotation, biological process: cilium assembly; microtubule-based process. The coding region runs from base 164 to 433 and encodes 89 amino acids. Gene Ontology annotation, molecular function: dynein light intermediate chain binding; dynein intermediate chain binding. Lineage: Eukaryota; Metazoa; Chordata; Mammalia; Rodentia; Dipodidae. The transcript is spliced from 3 exons. The record is from RefSeq and is a predicted model, not a curated record. Gene Ontology annotation, cellular component: cytoplasmic dynein complex.